GGUGCGGUGCGUGCGGCGGGGAAUGUGAACGCCGGAGCCGGAACCGGAGCCGGGAGCCGGGAGCCGGGAGCCGAGUGCCGGAGCCGUGCUGAGGCGAUGGCGUCCGUGGCCGCGUGGCUGCCGUUCGCCCGCGCGGCGGCCAUCGGCUGGGUACCGAUCGCCAACCAGCCGCUGCCGGAGCCGCCCGUGGCGCGCGACCGGCGCCGCGCCGAUGAUGAGAAGCUCAUCAUCAACGUGUCCGGUAGGAAAUUCGAGACUUGGCGCAACACGGUGGAAAAAUACCCGGACUCGCUGCUCGGCUCAAACGAGCGUGACUUUUUCUAUGAGGAGGACACGAAAGAGUAUUUUUUCGACCGGGAUCCAGACAUUUUCCGGCAUAUCCUUAAUUAUUACCGCACGGGGAAGCUGCACUACCCGAAACACGAGUGUCUGACCAGCUACGACGAGGAGCUGGCCUUUUUCGGAAUCAUUCCAGACGUCAUCGGAGACUGCUGCUAUGAGGACUAUCGAGACAGGAAACGUGAGAACGCCGAACGCCUUCUCGACGACAAAAUGUCAGAGAACGGCGAGGGCACGCUCGUGCCGCUGGCCAGCCUGCGCGAGAAGAUGUGGCGCGCCUUCGAGAACCCCCACACCUCGACGGCGGCUCUGGUGUUCUACUAUGUCACCGGCUUCUUCAUCGCCGUCUCCGUGCUGGCUAACGUAGCGGAAACGGUCUCCUGUGGAGAGGUGCCUGGCAAGGCAGAGCCGCUGCCGUGCGGCGAGCGCUACGAGGUCAUCUUCUUCUGCCUAGACACGGCAUGCGUGAUGAUCUUCACGGCCGAGUACCUGCUGCGCCUGUACGCUGCGCCCGACCGCUGCAAGUUCGUGCGCAGCGUGAUGAGCAUCAUCGACGUGGUGGCCAUCCUGCCCUACUACAUCGGACUGGGCAUCACCGAUAACGACGACGUGUCGGGCGCGUUCGUCACGCUCCGGGUGUUCCGCGUCUGUCGGAUCUUCAAGUUCUCGCGUCAUUCCCAGGGGCUGCGCAUCCUCGGCUACACGCUCAAGUCGUGCGCCAAGGAGCUGGGCUUCCUGGUGUUCUCGCUCGCCAUGGCCAUCAUCAUUUUCGCCACCGUCAUGUUCUAUGCCGAGAAGAAGGUGAAGGGCUCGACGUUCACGUCCAUUCCGGCGUCCUUCUGGUACACGAUUGUUACCAUGACGACACUUGGGUGA
Molecule: messenger RNA, 1215 nt
Organism: Amphibalanus amphitrite
Lineage: Eukaryota; Metazoa; Arthropoda; Thecostraca; Balanomorpha; Balanidae
Product: potassium voltage-gated channel protein Shal
Exons: 1
Coding region: 97-1215 (372 amino acids)
Biological process (GO): potassium ion transmembrane transport; protein homooligomerization
Cellular component (GO): voltage-gated potassium channel complex; membrane
Molecular function (GO): A-type (transient outward) potassium channel activity; protein binding
Source: RefSeq, a predicted model, not a curated record